Molecule: messenger RNA, 4788 nt
Organism: Chelmon rostratus (copperband butterflyfish)
Lineage: Eukaryota; Metazoa; Chordata; Actinopteri; Chaetodontiformes; Chaetodontidae
Exons: 27
Coding region: 1-4788 (1595 amino acids)
Biological process (GO): proteolysis
Molecular function (GO): serine-type endopeptidase activity; calcium ion binding
Source: RefSeq, a predicted model, not a curated record
AUGCAUGGGGAGGUCCAUUCCCCCCAGUAUCCUCAGCCUUACCCUCCGAACCUGCUGGAGCAGUGGGACCUCAGCGUGCCCGAGGGCUACCAGAUCCGACUCACCUUCACACACCUGGACAUUGAAGCUUCUCCAGGCUGCCAUUACGACGCCCUUACAGUUCUCUAUGAUGAUAAGGUCCUGGGAAAGUUUUGUGGCAAUGAGAAUUCUGCUGAUGGGAAUCACCCAGGCAACCACCCCAUGUUGUCUCCAGGCAACAGACUCACCCUCAUUUUCCAGACAGAUGACAACAACCCAGAGCGCCACCAGAAUGUGGGCUUCUCUGCCCAGUACCAGGCAACAGACAUAGAUGAGUGUUCUGCACCAGAAGAAGGCUCAGGACCACUCUGCUCUCAGAUCUGCCUCAACACCCUUGGCUCAUACCUCUGCUCCUGUCACCACGGCUACGAGCUUCGCUCAGACCAGCGCACCUGUUUGUUAUCCUGCAGUGGUGGUAUAUUUGAUGAGCCAGAGGGACACCUAUUCAGUCCAGGAUACCCUAACCCCCCACCUCAUGCUGUGUCCUGUCAGUACAUCAUUUCUGCAGGAUCUGGCUUCACUGUCUCUCUUAACUUCACUGACAACUUCCACAUCGAGAGCGUGGACACUCAGCAAGGCCCAAGCUGCCUCCAUCACUGGUUGCAGGUAACCAUUCCAGGCCAAGAGCCCAUGAAGCUGUGUGGUGGAAAGAGUCCAGGUCUAAUGACCACAAACUCCAACACUGUCACGCUGGACUACCACACUGAUGAUGACGGCCUGAGCAGCGGCUGGAGCCUGGACUACAGCACACACCGAGUGAAGUGUCCAUUUCCUGGGACUAUAGCUAAGGGCAGGGUCACGCCUUUCUUGACCGAAUAUCUCUACAGAGACUACAUCUUUGCACGCUGUGACCAAGGAUACAAGCUGAUGAUGGAUGGGCAGGAGAUUGAGAGUUUCUCAACCAUGUGCCAAAGCAAUGGACAGUGGCACCUUCCUCUGCCAGAAUGCCACAUCUGUGGCCAGCCCACACAGCACAUCUCUGCCUAUCAGAGGAUCAUUGGAGGCAGAGAAGCUCCAGAAAAUACCAUCCCCUGGCAAGUGCUACUGAGUAUAGACGGACAAAGAGCCGGAGGCAUGGUGAUUGCAGACCGCUGGAUUAUGACUGCAGCUCAUGUUCUAAAACAUGAUGGAAGUACAGCUGCAAACGAGGCUGUUCGGAUAUACAUGGGACUCACUGAUGUUAAAACCCUGUAUAACUCUCCUGUGUCGGCUGCCUCAGUCCAUAUUCACCCUGAAUACAACAACCCCAACCUCUUAGACUUCAACAAUGACAUCGCCUUGAUCAAACUGCAAGACCCAAUCACGUUCAACUCCUCCGUUAUGCCAAUCUGUUUGCCAGCAGAGGGUGCCACAUACACCACUGGCAUGAUGGGGUGUCUGUGUUUGUCAGCGAGCGAGUGCUGGCAGCUGGCCAGUACUGAGACGGUAAUGCAUGGGAAGGUCCAGUCCCCUCAGUAUCCACAGCCUUACCUUCCCAACCUGCAAAAGGAAUGGGAUCUCUGCGUUCCUGAAGGAUACCAGAUCGAGCUGUCUCUUACACACCUGGAUAUUAAACCUUCUAUGGGCUGCUAUCAAGACUCUCUGACGUACAUCAUCUCUGUGGAGCCCAGAUUCGCUGUCACUCUAAACUUCACCGACAACUUCCACAUAGAGAGUGUGGACACUCAGCAAGGUCCCAAGUGUCUACAUCACUGGCUGCAGGUGACCAUCCCAGACAGAGAGCCCAUGAAGCUGUGUGGUGGAAAGAGUCCAGGUCUGAUAGCUACAAAUUCCAGCACUGUCAGACUGGACUACCACACUGAUGAUGAAGGCCUGAGUCUCGGCUGGAGGCUCGACUACAGCACAAACGUCUGUGGCCAGCCCACGAAACUCAUCUCUACCUAUCAGAGGAUCAUUGGAGGCAGAGAAGCUCCAGAAAAUACCAUCCCUUGGCAAGUGUUAGUGAAUAUAGCUGGAAUAAGAGCAGGAGGCACGGUGAUUGCAGACCGCUGGAUCAUGACUGCGGCUCAUGACCUAACACAAAACAGAAAAUUAAUAUCAAAAGAAAGAGUGCGGGUUUACAUGGGACACACUGAUGUUAAAACCCUGUAUAACUCUCCUGUGUUGGCUGCUUCAAUCCAUAUUCACCCUGAAUACAACAACCCCAACGGCUUAAACUUCAACAAUGACAUCGCCUUGAUCAAACUGCAAGACCCAAUCACAUUCAACUCAUCUGUUAUGCCAAUCUGUUUGCCAGCAGAGGGUGCCACAUACAUCACUGGCAUAAUGGGACUGAUGUCAGGCUUUGGCAUUAUGGAAAUUUACCCCCCACGGACUGCAACGAAGCUGAAGUAUGUGCACCUCCCUGUGGUGGACCAAGAGACAUGCCAAAAUUCAGUCAAUAAGCUGAAGAAGACAAGGAACAACGUACCAAGUCUGACAAAUAACAUGUUUUGUGCUGGAGUCCCUGAAGGCGGGAAGGACUCCUGUCUAGGCGACAGUGGAAGCCCCCUCGCUCUGAGUGAUGACGGGCGAUUCUGGGCUGCGGGGAUUGUCAGCUGGGGGGUUGACUGUGGACAGCAGGGAACAUACAGAGUCUAUACCAAAGUCACCAACUACCUGGACUGGAUCAACCAGACUAUGCAGGAGAAUGGACAUUUACAGUUUCUGUGUUGGUCAGCGAGUGAGUGCUGGCACCUGCCCAACUCUCAGCCUGUAAUACACUGGGAGGUCCAGUCCCCUCGGUAUCCACAGCCUUACCUUCCCAACCUGCUGAAGCAAUGGGACCUCUGGAUUCCUGAGGGCUACCAGAUCCAGCUGUCUAUAACACAUCUGGAUAUUAAAGCGUCUUUGGGCUGCUAUCAAGACUCUCUGACGGUUCUCCAUGAUCAGAAGGUCUUGGGGAAGUUUUGUGGUCAGGAGAAUUCAAACGAUCACCCAGGCAAAGAGUCGAUCCUUUCUCAAGGCAACAGCCUGACUCUCAUAUUCCAAACAAGCGAUUCCAUCGCAGAGCUCCAACAGCACAUUGGCUUCGCUGCUACCUACAAGGCAAUAGAUGUGGAUGAGUGUUCAAAACAGGACCCUGGAGAUGAUUCUGGUCCACUCUGCUCUCAGAUCUGCAUCAACACCCCUGGGUCUUACUACUGCUCCUGCCACAAUGGUUACAAACUUCAUUCAGACCAGCGCACAUGUUUGUUGUCCUGUGAUGCUUGUAUAUUUGAUAAGCGUGAGGGACGCCUGUCCAGUCCUGGGUACCCUGACCCUUCACCUCCUUUUCUGUCCUGCAAGUACAUCAUUUCUGUGGAGCCCAGAUUCACUGUCACUCUAAACUUCACCGACAACUUCCACAUAGAGAGUGUGGGAACUCAGCAAGGUCCCAGGUGUCUACAUCACUGGCUGCAGGUGACCAUCCCAGACAGAGAGCCCAUGAAGCUGUGUGGUGCAAAAAGUCCAGGUCUGAUAGCUACAAAUUCCAGCACUGUCAGACUGGACUACCACACUGACAAUGAAGGCCUGAGUCUCGGCUGGAGGCUCGACUAUAGCACAAACGAAGUCAAAUGUCCAUUUCCUGGAAAUGUGGCUAAAGGCAGAGUGACUCCUGUCUUGACUGAAUAUUUCUUCAGAGAUUACAUUUACGUGUCCUGUGACCAAGGAUACAGGCUGAUGAUGGACGGUCAAGAGAUCCAGAAAUUCUCAGCCAAGUGUCAAAGAGAUGGACAGUGGCACCUCCCUCUGCCAGAAUGCCGGAUAAUGAAUUGUGGAGAACCUCAGCCUUUACUGAAUGGAGGGGUGACCUUUCAGAAUGAGUACCGCUCCGUUGUUCAGUACCACUGUAAUGAACCGUUUUACUCUCUCCCUGGGGGUGCAAAUGUUAGUUUCUCCUGCGAUGCAGACGGAAAGUGGAGAUCCAAACACAACAAUGACACUCCAACGUGUAUACCUGUCUGUGGCCAGCCCACAAACCUCAUCUCUACCUAUCAGAGGAUCAUUGGAGGCAGAGAAGCUCCAGAAAAUACCAUCCCCUGGCAAGUGCUACUCAGUGUAGAUGGACUGAGAGCAGGAGGCAUGGUGAUAGCAGACCGCUGGAUUAUGGCUGCAGCUACUGAUUUAACACGGGAAGGAAAACCAGUAUCACCCAAGGUUUUACGGGUUUACAUGGGACACACUGAUGUUAAAAACCUGUAUAACUCUCUUGUGUUGGCUGCUUCAAUCCAUAUUCACCCUGAGUACAACAACCCCAACUUCUUAGACUUCAACAAUGACAUCGCCUUGAUCAAACUGCAAGACCCAAUCACAUUCAACUCAUCCAUUAUGCCAAUCUGUUUGCCAGCAGAGGGUGCCACAUACAUCACUGGCAUAAUGGGACUGGUGUCAGGCUUUGGCCUUACCGAAUCUGGCAAACGACGACUUUUAACAAACAGAUUGAGGUACGUGGAGCUUCCUGUGGUGGACCAGGAGACAUGCAGCAGUUCAGUCGAUAAACUGAAGAAGAUGAGGUCUAACUUCCCAAGUUUGACAAAUAACAUGUUUUGUGCUGGAGUCCCUGAAGGAGGGAAGGACUCCUGCCAAGGUGACAGUGGAAGCCCCCUCGCUCUGAGGGAUGGCGGACGCUUCUGGGCUGCUGGGAUUGUCAGCUGGGGGGCUGACUGUGGAGAGCCGGGAACAUAUGGAGUCUAUACCAAAGUCAGCAACUACCUGGACUGGAUCAACAAGACCAUGAAGGAGAACUGA